Papaver somniferum (opium poppy) is the source of this 1357-nucleotide messenger RNA. Its product is annotated as ADP-ribosylation factor-like protein 2. The record is from RefSeq and is a predicted model, not a curated record. Gene Ontology annotation, cellular component: microtubule cytoskeleton; cytoplasm. The transcript is spliced from 8 exons. NCBI's taxonomy places the organism in Eukaryota, Viridiplantae, Streptophyta, Magnoliopsida, Ranunculales, Papaveraceae. Gene Ontology annotation, biological process: protein folding. The coding region runs from base 548 to 1105 and encodes 185 amino acids. Gene Ontology annotation, molecular function: GTPase activity; GTP binding.
UCUUUCAGUUUUGCACACUCCAAUGUCCAGUGACUCCAUCCCAAAAAAGUAUCAGUACAAUUUUCAAUGACUCCAGCUAAAUAAAAGCAAGAAUUAAAAUAUCAAAGAGCUUUAACCAGUGAGAAUAGAGAAAACCCCUGCCGCCCUGCGCAACACCGGCAAAAUCCCUUCUCUCUCCCUUCAUUCAAACAUUCUCCUCCGUUUGAUUUGAUUUUACUACUCCAUCUCGCUCGAUUUUCCAAGAAUUCAGGAAUUCUGCAGCAAUUUUUGAUUGCAUCUAGGAUUGGUGUUUACUGUUUUUCCUCAUUUGCAUAAGAACAGGAUUUUGCAGUUUUUGAUUCACAUCUAGGAUUGGCUCAGUUGCAAUCAGAACAGGCUGGCAUUUCUUUUGUGUGUUUGUAGAAGAUCGAAGAGCUUGAUGAUUUAGGGACACAGUGAAUAGUUUAUACGCAUGUUCAUCAGAAUUUGUUAAUCAAAACCACCUCUCAGCAGAUUCAAUAUCAUCAAGGGUUUUAUUGAAUUCAGCAACAGAAGUGUGCAUCUGAAAAUGGGACUUCUCAGUAUCAUUAGAAAAAUCAAAAGGAAAGAAAAAGAGAUGCGAAUUCUCAUGGUGGGACUUGAUAAUUCUGGUAAAACAACGAUAGUCUUGAGAAUCAAUGGAGAAGAUACUAGUGUUAUCAGUCCAACAUUAGGUUUUAAUAUCAAAACCAUCAAUUAUGAUAAGUAUACUCUUAAUAUAUGGGAUAUUGGUGGGCAGAAAACCAUUAGGUCUUAUUGGAGGAAUUACUUUGAACAAACUGAUGGUUUGGUAUGGGUUGUCGAUAGUUCAGAUGUUAGGAGAUUAGGGGAUUGCAAAAUGGAACUGGAUAAUCUUUUGAAGGAAGAGAGGCUAUCAGGAGCUACCUUACUUAUACUAGCUAAUAAGCAGGACAUACAAGGUGCUCUGACACCACAUGAGAUCGCUAAGGUGCUCAAUUUAGAUGCUAUGGACAAAACCCGGCACUGGAAAAUUGUCGGAUGCAGUGCAUACACUGGGGAGGGAUUGCUGGAGGCGUUUGACUGGAUGGUUCAAGAUAUCGCUUCUCGAAUCUAUGUUCUUGACUAAGUGGACGCUCAGAAGAUUUUUUGGAAGUGGCCAUCCAGCAAGAAAGAUGUUCCCAUUCUUUGAGGACACUGCCUGAAUGUGUUUAGUUAAGUCAUAAAAAUUGUUCAUGUAUCAAACAAAAGAUAUUUAGCUGCUUCAAAUGAAUUGGGGUCUCUUUACUACCAGAUGCUCCCACUGAUGUUAAACUCCAUUUUGAAUUCAGUUAUACGAUGAUGUUCCCAGUGAGGGUCUGUACCUAGUGAAGUUUUUCUC